Molecule: messenger RNA, 1091 nt
Organism: Ruditapes philippinarum (Manila clam)
Lineage: Eukaryota; Metazoa; Mollusca; Bivalvia; Venerida; Veneridae
Product: double C2-like domain-containing protein beta
Exons: 5
Coding region: 1-447 (148 amino acids)
Cellular component (GO): membrane
Source: RefSeq, a predicted model, not a curated record
AUGAACAAUGACAGAGGGAAGGUUUUAUUGUCACUACGAUAUUCGACAUCUAAACAAGCUCUUAUUGUUGGUAUAAUACGAUGUUCAGGACUGGCUGCCAUGGACUCAAAUGGCUACUCUGAUCCUUAUGUUAAAUUAUAUUUGAAGCCAGACAGAGACAAGAAAUCCAAGUUUAAAACUGCUGUAAAGAAGAAAACACUGAAUCCAGAAUUCCAUGAGGAAUUUACUUACCAAAUCAAACACAAUGAAUGUGCCAAGAAAACCUUAGAAAUUACUGUCUGGGAUAGAGACAUUGGUAAAAAUGACUUCAUAGGGGGUGUACAGUUAGGUAUAAACUCUAAAGGAGAGAGGUUGAAACACUGGUUUGACACUCUGAAGUUUCCAGAUAAAAAAUAUGAACACUGGCAUACAUUGUCAGCAGAAUUGGUGCCUGAGCCGGAUGAUUAAUCUAAAAAUAUAGGUCAUGUGAUCUGGAUGGUUCUCUGCUUCGCAAUGGAAAAGUGCAGCAUUAUGUGUGCUCAGUUACAACUGACUGUUUUGUUUUUGAGAUAAGACAAUCUAUUAGAAUCUCAUGGUAGUUAUGGCAACUGUUCAAGUAUAUAUAUGAUAGAUUGAAAAUCUCAGCAAGAUGAAAACUCGUCAACGUAUUACAUGUAACUAGGAAAUGGAUAUAUAGAAAAAUUGUAUGAUUUUCAAAAAAUGUAACGGUUUAUUUAGGAAAAUGAUGGUAUAUUUUUGUAAGAAUGUGUUAUGUUGUGAUUUGGGAAGUUAUUAACAUAAAAAAAUUAAGUGCGUUACUUAGACUAUUACAUGAUUUAUUAACAAAGUAAUAUGGUUACAUGUGGAAUGAUUUUUAUUUACUAAAAAAAAAAAAUCAAAUGAUUCCCUUUCAAAAUUGUGUGAUUAUGAAGAUUACAUAUAACAAAGACGGGUCACUCUUCAAAUAAAAGAUUGACUGAUGACCCAGAUUCCGAGGAAGACCAGAUCAUGAUAAUCAAAUCGGCACUGAAAUGGGUUAUGUCCAGACAGUUAAAGAUAUUCUUAGGUUGAUGAUCCCUUUCUAUUCAAAACAAAAUUUUUUUUCAUCUUGC